GCUCUACAAGCCUCACAGGCUAGCCGCCUAUCGCGGCCGCGUCACGUGACUCUCUCGCGGCAAGGCGAGGCCGGGUUGUUACAGUCAGUUGUCCCGCCUGAGCGAGGAGGGAGAGCGCGCACUGUCUGCAUCGAAGCAAGGGAGGGCGAUGUGGCACUGUAACAAGGAAGGAGCCCCUAAACGGGCACGGCCCACCAGCCCGGCCGACGGCUUGCAGACGCCUGAAAAGCGUGCCUGUGCGUGGCACGCUGCGGAUCCCGGUGGGCUCCAUCCCCGGCACUGGGACACCGAGCAACUGUGCGAUUUCCUCUGGCGUAGCGGCUUCGAAGACCCGGCGCUGCUGAGCUGCUUCCGAGAAAAUAAAAUCACCGGUUCAACUUUGCCUUACCUCACUAAAUCAGAACUUGAAGAAAUGGGUAUUCGGCCUGUAGGUUUGAGACUGAAUCUUCUGACUUGUCUAGGCAAACUGGGGCAAAGUCAUGUCGACAUAACGAAGGUAUUUAAUGAUCCGAUUCAUGGUCACAUUGAAAUGCAUCCUCUCCUUGUUCGGAUCAUUGACACGCCUCAGUUUCAACGUCUACGAUACAUUAAACAACUGGGUGGCACUUACUAUGUUUUCCCAGGAGCAUCACACAACCGCUUUGAACAUUCCCUUGGAGUUGGUUAUCUCGCAGGCCGUUUGAUCAGGACACUGCAGGAGCGACAACCAGAGCUAAAUAUCAACCAGAGGGAUAUUUUGUGUGUGCAGAUCGCUGGUCUUUGUCAUGAUUUGGGUCAUGGACCAUUCUCGCACAUGUACGAUGGAAGAUUCAUCCCACUUGCUCGUCCAGGAUUAAAAUGGAAGCAUGAACAGGCUUCUGUUAACAUGUUUGAACACUUGAUUGCUUCCAAUGGUCUAAAACCCAUCCUGGAGUAUUACGGUCUCAAACUGGAUGAAGAUAUAGACUUUAUCAAAGAACAGAUAGCAGGACCUAUUGAAACAAAAACAGAUGAUACUAUGUGGCCUUACUGUGGUCGACCUAAGGAAAAGAGCUUUCUUUAUGAGAUAGUGGCCAACAAAAGAUGUGGCAUUGAUGUUGAUAAAUGGGAUUACUUUGCUAGGGAUUGUUAUCAUCUUGGCAUCCAGAAUAACUUUGAUUAUGAACGUUUCAUUAAAUUUGCUCGUGUCUGCCAAGUAGAAAACAAGAAGAGUAUUUGUACCCGUGACAAGGAGGUUGGAAAUCUGUAUGACAUGUUCCACACACGGAAUUGCCUGCACCGGAGAGCCUACCAACAUAAAGUCGGCAACAUCAUUGAAACCAUGAUUACAGAUGCCCUUUUAAAAGCUGAUCCAUUUAUCAGAAUCAAGGGCUCUGAGGGAAAAGAAUACAAGAUCUCUACAGCGCUAGAAGAUAUGGAAGCAUACACUAAGUUAACAGAUGAGAUCUUUCUAAAGAUUCUAUACUCUGAUCAACCAGAACUGAAUGAAGCACAGGAAAUUUUGUGUAAAAUUGAGCAGCGUGAUCUGUAUAAGUGCCUGGGAGAGACUCAUACCCCAGAGGGCAUAGAAAUUACAAAGGAGCAAUGUGAUGGACUGGCUGCUGAAAUUGUUACGUCCAAGCCAGUGACACUCUCUCAAGAAGUUGAAUUGAAAGCUGAAGACUUUAUUGUUGAUGUUAUCAAUAUGGAUUAUGGAAUGGAAAAGAAGAACCCUGUCAAUAAUGUCCGUUUCUACUGCAAGUCUGACAUCACUCAGGCAAUCAGAAUCACUAAAGAACAAGUUUCAAAGCUUCUACCAGAAAAAUUUGCAGAGCAAGUAAUCAGAGUUUAUUGUAAGAAAACGGAUGAAAAGACUAUCAAUGUUGCUAUAAAAUAUUUCAUUCAGUGGUGUAUGAACAAGAAUUUCACUAAACCACAGGAUGGUGAUGUUGUUGCCCCUGAACUUACUCCAAUGAAAGCAGGCUGGAAUGUCGAUGAAGAUGACGAAAAGCAUAUUUCAAAGAAAAACAGUCCUGCUUUAAAGCCCAGAACCAGACUUUUUGAUGACUCUUAAAAAGGAUGGCAAAAACCAGUCUUUUAUUUCCAGACACAUUCCACAGUUUCUCUACUAGGUUAAACACUAUGUAUAAAACCUAUUGGGAGGGAGGAGGAAGAUCCUGUGCCAUUUGCCUUAAUUCCUAUAUUUUGUUUAUUAUAAAAGUGGUUAUCCCAUUGUCCAUUUAGAAAAGCUUCUGACAUUCCCUCAAAUCAUGAUAGAGCUGAAGCUAGUAUAUGUUGAUUUACAGCUAAAUAUACAUUGACACAGUCAAGAAUAUACUAAUUUUAAAUGUUGUUUUUUUAAAAAAAACUUUGGUACUUUUUAAUAACUGAACAAAAUUCGGGCAAUGAAAAACAAUUAUUAAAUGCAUGCUAACCACUGAAUAUUUGCUAGAGAGGAAAUGUGAUUUGUGUAGAGGCAAACAGCUGUUCAGAAUCUGAAAGGAAGAAGCACAUGUCAAACCAGGAAGUUUUGCCUGUUAGAUUUCAAACCAACCUGAAUGUAUUUUAAUGUCUCAUAUUUCCACAGAUUUGAUUGUAUUUGUAUGGAAUAGUAUAUUGUUCCUUUAAAUUCUUUUUUUUGCAACAUAUUUCUAUGAUGUGCACUUUAUGCUGAUAGAAAUACAGUUUUGUGUAUGAAGAGAAUGCUGUUAAACAUGAGAAUUGAGAUUUCCUUGAGCUUCACAUAACGAGCCUUCAGAAGAAAGGUAUACAUUGUUUAUGUACUAUGGGUUGGAUUGUGAGUUGUCCUUCUGCAAACAGGAUGGAUCCAGCGGGUUCCUACUGGAGAAGCUGGGAGGCCAUUUUCACUAAUUUUCUCUGCACCACUUCCCACAUUGAUCAGAUUUAUAGGGGGACUGCAAGGGUAAGGUGGAAAUCCUUCCUUCAGAAGGAACAUCCUCUGCUCAAAGUCUGCUGAAAGGGAACUCUAGGUCAAAGUCAGUGUUUAAAAUGAAGCUGUGUUGUGGAUUUCUGUUAUAACCGUAUGGCUGCAAAAUUGAACAUUUAGGGCAUUAUCAGGUGCUGUACUGAAUCCCCUCCCUGGCACACUGCAUCUGAAUCUGGAAUUAUUUGAUGGUCACACACUGUCGCAUGUGAGCUUCCAGUGGGCAGAGAAUUGUUCAGAAAUGUUCCAUGCAUCUAAUGGUGGCAGUAGGGCAAGGAUGGUACCUGUGGCCCUCCAGUGCUUGCUGAAGUACAACUCCUUUCAUCCCUGACUGUUGGCCAUGCUGGCGGGGCCUGAUGGGAGUUGGGAGUCCCAAUAACAUCUGGAGGGCAUCUGGCUACUUCUGGACUAGAUUAUUCAAAGAGAGACUCCAGAAUCAGUGGGUUAAUUGACUGAUCUCCAUAAGUUUGAAUGAGAAGGGAGCUUCUUGCAGCCUAAGGCUUCACUUUGUCUUUAACAUCUUAAGCAUAAUGCAAAAGGGUCAAGGCAGCAUAUGACUAUAUUCUCUAAAGCCAAUUCUGUUAGCAUUACAAAUUAUAAGUUUAGUGUGCUUGAAUGUGAAACUUUUUUCUUGUGCGUUCCAGCUCAGCAAUAAAACUUCUGAGAUUUUCUUAAGCUUCACAUAA
This is a messenger RNA of Rhineura floridana, 3588 nucleotides long. It is a transcript of the gene SAMHD1, whose product is annotated as SAM and HD domain containing deoxynucleoside triphosphate triphosphohydrolase 1. The record is from RefSeq and is a predicted model, not a curated record. Lineage: Eukaryota; Metazoa; Chordata; Lepidosauria; Squamata; Rhineuridae. Bases 149 to 2032 code for a protein of 627 amino acids. Gene Ontology annotation, biological process: dGTP catabolic process; defense response to virus; regulation of innate immune response. Gene Ontology annotation, molecular function: dGTPase activity; protein binding. The transcript has 16 exons. Gene Ontology annotation, cellular component: nucleus.